UCUUCGAAUAACCACACUCAGUUGCGGCGGUUCACGUAGAUAGGUCAUUGUAUGUCAUUUGAGUCCAUUUGAGUUUAUCCAAAAAUGCCGAGUCAAGAGGUUGUUACAACGAAAGUUGUGGUGCACCCACUAGUGCUGUUAAGCGUAGUGGACCACUUUAAUCGUAUGGGAAAAAUCGGAAAUCAAAAACGAGUAGUCGGUGUACUUUUGGGUUGUUGGCGAGCCAAGGGUAUCUUGGAUGUAUCAAACAGCUUUGCAGUACCUUUUGAUGAGGAUGACAAGGACAAGAGUGUGUGGUUCUUGGACCAUGAUUACCUUGAAAAUAUGUAUGGAAUGUUCAAGAAAGUUAAUGCUCGUGAAAAGGUAGUGGGUUGGUAUCAUACUGGGCCCAAGUUACAUCAAAAUGACGUUGCCAUUAAUGAGCUAAUAAGGAGAUACUGUCCCAAUUCAGUUUUGGUUAUUAUCGAUGCCAAACCAAAGGAUCUUGGUCUUCCUACAGAAGCAUAUCAAGCAGUUGAGGAAGUACAUGAUGAUGGUUCUCCAACCUCCAAAACCUUUGAGCAUAUUCCUAGUGAAAUUGGAGCAGAGGAAGCUGAAGAAGUUGGAGUAGAGCAUUUACUAAGAGAUAUUAAAGAUACUACAGUCGGUACACUAAGUCAAAGAAUUACGAACCAAUUACUUGGCUUAAAAGGUCUUCACGAGCAGAUCCGAGAAAUUAGAGAUUACCUGCUUCAGGUUGGCAGUGGGAAAUUGCCGAUAAAUCAUCAAAUCGUUUAUCAGCUUCAGGAUAUAUUCAAUUUGUUACCUGAUAUGACCCAAAGUAGCUUCGUUGAUUCGUUAUAUGUAAAAACAAACGAUCAAAUGUUAGUUGUAUAUUUAGCAGCCCUUGUUAGGUCCAUAGUGGCGUUACACAAUUUAAUUAACAAUAAGCUGACUAAUCGCGAUGCUGAGAAAAAGGAAACAGACAAGAAGGAAACGAAGAAGGAAGAGAAGAAGGAAGAGGAGAAGAAAGAGGAGAAGGCGAAAACUAAGAGCCAGUGACUGGAGUACCUCUGAGCCCGCCCAAUUGCCCGAUCGAGACUGUUAAAUUUGAGGACAUAUUAUUGAAUCGUGUAGUAACCGAGCAUGUUCACGAUCUGUACAGAAAAUCGCACUUCAUUUACAAACAACGAUACGAUUGAAAUACGUACCAUGAACACUGCAAACUGGUUUCCGAACUGAUUCUGAGAAUCCGCGAGAGUACUCUCGAUUAGAAAAUCGAAAACGAUGACUUCGGCACUUUAGUCCUUUGAGUGUGAUAAACGGUAAUACAUGUAUCGUGAGAAACUUAGGAUUAAGACAUUUUUACAGACCAUCAUUGUAAUUAUUACAAUAUUUUCGGCAUUUUAAUUGUAACAAUCCGUUAAUAUAUAUAAACAAUAGUAAUCUGUAUAAGAAAAUGUGACAUAUGAUUUUGGAUAUUUGUCUUCACGGCUCUCCAUAGACCGACUAAUUGCUUAGUAUGUUGUCGCGGUCGUCAGUACGACGCGCUUUCCUCAAUUCGAAAAUUUUACUUGAGAUUCUCACGUAACAGCGCGCACGAUGCGACGAGCAUCGUGAAGAGUGUAUUUUUUUUUCGGAAACUCGAAUCUGGAGAAGAACGCAUCACGCUGCUAAUAAAAUGUUUGCUUAUAUCGCUUUA
Messenger RNA from Odontomachus brunneus, 1681 nucleotides. It is a transcript of the gene Rpn8, whose product is annotated as 26S proteasome non-ATPase regulatory subunit 7. Gene Ontology annotation, molecular function: metallopeptidase activity; protein binding. Gene Ontology annotation, cellular component: proteasome complex; proteasome regulatory particle. Lineage: Eukaryota; Metazoa; Arthropoda; Insecta; Hymenoptera; Formicidae. Bases 85 to 1041 code for a protein of 318 amino acids. Gene Ontology annotation, biological process: proteasome-mediated ubiquitin-dependent protein catabolic process. The record is from RefSeq and is a predicted model, not a curated record. The transcript has 5 exons.